Lottia gigantea (owl limpet) is the source of this 4845-nucleotide messenger RNA. RefSeq lists its product as hypothetical. Bases 1 to 4845 code for a protein of 1614 amino acids. Lineage: Eukaryota; Metazoa; Mollusca; Gastropoda; Lottiidae. The transcript is spliced from 26 exons. The record is from RefSeq and is a predicted model, not a curated record.
AUGGAAUCCAGUGAUGAUAGUGAUGAAGAAGAAACUUUAGAUAAAAAAGAAGGAAAGACAACUCCAUCUUUACUCAAACCACAACUAGCUUCAAUAUUCUCAGAAGUUGAACAAAAUCUCCCGUCUAUUGAUUUUGAUUUCGGUGAUAUAAGUUCAGAUUCUGAUGUAACAGAUGAACCACUGAUAUUUCAAAGAAAUUUAAAAUCUUUAGAAUUACUGGAUGAAGAUAAAGAUCUUGAUACUUGUCUCCAUAGUAAUAAGGUGUCUGAUAAGCCAGGAGAGUUAUCUCCCCAUUGUAACAAGCAAUCAGAGUUAUCUAACCCUGUCAAUGUAGAUGACAUUUCAUUAUUUGACGUGAACGCAGACUUUGCUGGUUCUGGAUUCAAUAAUUGGGCAGAAUUAGAGAGAGACAUUUCUCAAACUCGUUCAGGACUACCGAAUGAUCUGAUGCGUAUACAAACAGCGUCUGCUACACGUGUAGAGAUCGCUACAAGUACGACAGAAGAUUUGCUAUCAGACACAACUCCUGAGAAACAAGAUGGACAGAAAGAGAAGAAGACUGAAGACUAUAAAAUAUUUGUGGAAUCAGCAACUCCUCUGUUACCUUUAACUGUAUUUGAAAACGUUGACUUGGAUUCAGUAUUAGCUAAUAUCAAUGAAGACAAUCAGUAUGGGGUAUCUCCAGUUAGACCAGCCUGGCUAGAUCUAUCUCUAUCUAGAAUCGGUAGUGGAGAUGCUUCAACUACAGACAGCUCUGGAGAAGAGUUGACAUUGAUAGAGAAACUGGCUCAGUUAUCAGUGAAACAUGGUGCUACAGGUCUAACUGAGAUCAACCCUCAGACCGGGGCUACUAUAGAAGAUAAUAAAAUAAUUUAUGAUAAAUCUCAAGAUAAAUGGAAUAAGAAGGCAGACGUGGAAAAAGAUGUAGAAGUUGUAAAGAAUACAUGUAGUAUGGGAACUAAUACAACAGACCUACCUCAACCUACAGUAGCAGCUAAACCUGUAGUUACUAUAAAUAAAUCUGAUACAGUCUUCAUUGAUCUGAGAGGAUUUGAGAAACAUCGAGAAGAAGAGAAACAGAAAAUAGAGAGAGUGCAGGCCAUUUUAAAAAUACACAACCAACAACAUGAAGAAGACUCAAGUGAAUCUGAAGAUGAAACUGAAAGAUGGAUUAAAGAAAGACGUAAAAUUAAACAGAAACUGGUGUCCCAGGGUACAUCGACUGAUUUACUACCAAAUAAGGCCAAAUCGCCCCAAAGUAAAUCAAGUUUUAAACAGCCUCAGAGAGUUAUUAAUUUAUCAGAGAAAUCUCCUAGUAAAGAUGGCGCCACUAGAUCAUCUGAUGUCACUUCCAGUAGCUCGGACACGAUACUUGACCAGGAGACAGUGAAGAAACAAAGAGCUGCUCAGCUAGAGAAAGACAGACAAAUGGAAGUUGCAAGGAAAGUGAGAGAAGAGAAAGAGAAAGAAAGAGAACACAGAAUAAGAAUAUCACAGAGAUUAGAAGCUGUUCGACCAGCAGCAUCUAUCAAUGGUUUACAGCCGACUGCUGAAGCCACACCUACUCUGUAUGAUAUGGAAGCAUCUUUUGAACCUGCUCCUAGUACUUUACCCAGAGUAAUGGCCCCUGAUCAGACUUGUUUGUUACUAAAAAUACAUCUGGCUUGCAAUGGGGAGAUAAUUCUACAUAAAAACAGAACAAACCAGAGUGUGGACACAGGUGAAGGUCUGUCAGCCUCAUAUACCACAUUACUGACAUGGCUUGCUUCCCUUGUUCCUGAUGAUUUCACGUUCCUCCAGAGGGCAGCAGGUGAUAAACACAGUGCUGAAACGAAUCCUUGGCAGCCAUUUUAUGUUGUGGGCUUACAGCAGAUUGUAUUAGAAGACAAGCUCUACCUGGUGGUGGCCAUCAUGCCAACCGAACAUUUUGAUCCUAAAUCUAUCCAGUCCUUUAAAUCUAAAAAAUAUCAAGGUGGAAAUCCGUUUAUGCAGUAUGUCCACAAUUUUCUUACCACUUACACAUUGCUGUCUGUGUGUCCAUGGUUACUAGGCAUCGUAUCUAUGGAAGUUGAGGGACCAAAGGGAGACAUUCCAGAUUUAAAAUCGUACACAUACAUUCCACCUUUACCGAACAUCACAGACAAACCGCUUGCAUCAUUCAUUGAAGUUCAUCAAGAUCCACAAGCAGCUAACCGAAUUUUCAAAAUGGCUACCGGGUAUUUUUGGCAGACGGUAGAUAAUGAAGAGAGCAAGCUUGAUCAAGGACUGGAUGAGGAAUCUGUAGACUAUGAAACUCAGAACACGAUGUCCUUAGUGUAUAAAAAGAUCUAUCAUGAUCCUGGAUCGUUGAUGGGAAUAAUGAUUCGUAUUCUACAGGAAGGUUUGGAUAUAGCAGGUGUGCGUCUGCUCUACCCAACUUCUGAAUUUUUAAACUUGACUUCUGCUGAGUCACCUAGUGAUAGAUCUGAUUUGGAAUUGCUGAACAAUGUGGGUCCAGUGUUGGCCCUAGCGAUUCGUGGAACUUUUGCGCGAUCUAUUUGGCUGGAUGCAGUCGGCCCGUCUGAUCCUGUUCUAGCCAGACGGACAGAUCCAAAUUCUCUUUGUGCUCAAUUUGGAGGUGAAUCCAGAGAAGAGUGUUUGUUAUUUUGUCCAAGGAAUUCAAAUCGUGUUUUGAGUGAAAUGACUCGGUGGUUUGCUGGUCGAAUUCCGUCAACUGGAAGUUUUGAAGUCGGACAACCGUACAAACGUAAAGAUCACUUGAGAUCUGGAAGUCCAAAAAGUCGUAAAGGAAAACGUGGAUCUUUGACUGAUUGUAAAGCAGAAGAUAUUCCUACUCAAAGACCCCUAGCAACAUUGACAGCUACAACCAAGGGUGACAUGUUUCUUGUCAUUAGUCCAUUGUUUUUGCCGUCUGCUCUGGGCAUUUUGAUGUCAACUUGUCAGAGACGUGGUUUCCAGAUUCGAGGUGUAAAAAGAUUGAGAUUAUCUAGCAGAAGAGCAGGAUUAUUGGGUAUUGAUAGUACAGAUUGUCCAGUCUUUCUCAAUGAGAAUAUCAGUGAUAGACUAGAAUAUCCAGCUACGGUAUUAUUAUUAGAAAAAGAGAACUGUGCACAUAACGCUGCGAGUCUGAUUGAAGCCUUCAUGGUGCAGCUGACACUGAAAGGCCUGAUGGACUCAAUACAGAGUAGACUCUGUUCACCAGUCACAUCUAAACAGUUAUUUCAUGCUGUUACUUAUACUGAAGAUGUAUUGGCAGGUCUUGGUGGGGAGUUCUCUAGGUGUCCUGACUAUGAUACCCUAUCAGGACCUAGUUAUAUUCAACCAGCUCUGUAUACCAAUCCUGAAUUAGAACAGAUAGUGAUAGUUGUAUUACAUGGGUUCAAUAUACAGAAAUCUUCUGGUCUUUUUAUUGGUCAACUAUUGAAUGUGAUACCAUACAGUAGAACACCAGUUAUCUCCCCUCUAUCUCAAGGUGCUGAAUUACUCGGGUUAAAAUGGCUACCUGUGUUAAGUACAUCACAAGCUAAAGAAGUUACUCCUAUUGAAGUGGGUGAUAAAUUAUGGAAGGAAAGCAUUCAUCGCCUUACAUCAGAACCAGCAUUUAUACUAGCAUUAAGAGGGGUCAACGCCUUUAAACAACUAGAGAGUAUAGUGCCACCUGGUGUACUAAACCAACCCAAUAAAACACCGCUUCAUAAACUGAUGUCUCACACCCCGGAAGAGGCCUACAACUUCGCGAGAUUAUUCUUCACCAAGCACGAGCUAUUUAUAGAUAACUCCGCCCGACCACUGUUGCCGUAUAUACCUGAAUCAUUAUUAAUGCAGACAAAAGUCAAAAACGAAGGACACAAAACUGUAACCAAUAUAUUUGAAAUAAUGAAACAAGGUCCCCAGCCAAUCAGGACGUUUCUAUUAGUCAAACCCGGAGCCGUCAAAAAACAAUGUUUAUCAAAAUUACUGAAGAAAAUUGUACAAGAAGGAUUCAAAGUGGUUGGCUUAAGACUGGAUGUUCUAGAUGAUAAUCAAGCUGAUGUGAUUGUCCAGUCACUCAGUGAAGAGGAUGAGUCCGUGAAAGAGAAACAAAAGCUCCACCUGGUGUCAGGUCCAGUAAUAUUACUAUGUCUUGAACGUGAGAACGCUGUAUUUAAACUGGUAGAUAUUCUAGGACCAUUAGAUCCACAGGCAGCACGGAGAAAGAGUCAGUUUUUAUGGCGUGGUAUAUUUGGAUCUGAUCCAGUAGCCAAUGGACUGUAUGGAUCAGUAAAUUAUUGUCAAGCAGUAGAAGAAUUGAGAAUAUUUUUCAAUGAAGAUAUUUUACUAUCUGAAUCUUUAGACAAUCAGACUCAGGCUGCGCUACUAGAAGAUCAGAUUAUUGAUAUAGACUAUAAAUUACAUAGAAAUAUUGAAAUAGACUAUAGAGGGGAAAGUUUGAAUUAUGAAGAUUCUUCUAUGGCAGAUAUUCAUGCCAGUUUAUUGGUGCAAACAAACUGUUUGUUAUUAUCACCGCCAUUAUUAGGUUUGACCCCAAGAUUGAAAGGUCAAGGUUAUGUGGAGGUCAUCGAAGCCCUUAUUUCUGAAGGGUUUAGGAUAGUUGGUGCUAGAAUGGUGACGUUAUCACAGAAUCAGACAGAACAAUUUCUAUGUUUAUUAGAGGCUGGUAGUUUUAAACAGGUACCAUUACUAACUAUGGGACCUUGUCUAGUAUUAGCUGUACAGAGAGAUAAUGCUGUCAUUUCCUUCGAUACCCUUCUAGAUAGUAUUCAUGGUGAUUCUAUAAUGAAGAAAUAUGGUUCAUUAAUACUGAGAUCUUCCACAGUUCCACAGGGAGAGAAGCAUUUGACUUAA